This is a messenger RNA of Miscanthus lutarioriparius, 228 nucleotides long. The record is from the annotation of a GenBank genome assembly. Lineage: Eukaryota; Viridiplantae; Streptophyta; Magnoliopsida; Poales; Poaceae.
AUGGCGGCGACGAUGGGCGCGGUGCGGGUGCUGUGCGGCGCGGAGAAGGAGCGGGUGGUGGGCACGCACAAGGCGCCCGGGGCGUGCCCGCGCUGCGGCGGGGCCGUGGUGGCCGUCGACGUGGAGAGCGAGCGGCGCAUCCUCGGCCUGCCGCUGUGCUUCAAGAGCAAGCGCAAGUACUCCUGCACCAAGUGCUCCGCCGCCUCGUCACCCUCUACAGCUAAUUAA